AUGAGCGAUAGUGGUGGCUCGUCGCCUUUUCUGAAGAGCCCUCUGCGGGCUCCGUCGAAGCUCGAAGAGACAGUCGACAAAGAUCGUAAGCUCAUGUCGUUGCAGUACAAGCUGAAUUCGGUUCAGAACGAGUUUGAGAUUGAGAGACUAAGGCUGCAGCAGCAGUAUAACUCGGUAGACAAGAAAUAUAGGGUUAAAGUGGAAGAGCUUGAGAAGGCCCUCAGCGACACGACAUUCCUGUAUGAGACGAAUAACAAAUUAGAGCAGGAAUUGAGGGAGCUGAAAGUUCAGUUGGACGACUCCCAAAAUCGCAAAGAUCAGGUAAUACAGGAUUUAAGACGGAAGCUUCAUGUCAAGGAACAAGAAGGUCUUGAUCGCCUGUCAGAGCUACAGUCCAAAUUGUCUGAUAGAGAGCACGUCAUCGACCGUUUGAAGAUUGAGGCUCAGAGCUCACAAUCACUAGUGAAGAGGUACGACGAGGAGAUUGCGAAGCAGGCAGCUGAAAUCAAACAGCUGCGCAAGGCCAGCACGGAAAAGGACGAUGAAAUUGCGUCCCUGCGAGCCUCGCGAGUCAUAAUGGCUCAUCACAAUUAUUCUACGGAGGAGCUUCAGGAGCUGACUGUCGUAAACAAAAUGUUCAAGGAUCAGGUUCAAUAUACUAAAGAACUGGAGGAGGUGAACCUUCAGCAAGCAAGCGAGCUAAAAAAACUGAGGGUUUCUUCAGACUCGCAGCAAUUUUGGAAAUCUGAGAAUGAAAAGCUUAAAAACAAGCUGGAGCAAAUGGACCAGAUGGAAAGGCAAAUCCAGGACCUGCAACUUGAGAAUCUGAACCUAAAAUCGCAGUUGGCUUCAUGGGAUAUCUACAAUAAUGGUAAGGACAGACCAGAAGAUAUCAUUCGAGAAAUCAAAUUAGCCAAGGAGUCUUUAGUGGUCCUCACAGAUGAAAAUGAAAAGUUUCGUUUAGAUAACGGGAACUUGAAAAUGCUCAACGACGAGCUUGCUCUGGAGCGUAAUCAGCUUCUGGACUUGAGUAAGAACUAUGAGGCUAGUAUAAUAAACUACAAAAAACUCAACCACGAAAUCGAGCAGCAGAAGCAGCUAGCUUUCGAGGAGUGUAGGCUCUUGAGAAAGCAACUGGAUGAAUUUGCAGCAUUUAACGAGGAAUCUAGAGAAGGUAACGAAGCGAAGCAGGCUAAGGGUUUGAAAGAGCUAGAAACAAUAGUUGACGGUUAUAAGAAUCAAACGGAAGAUUUGACUGAAGAGUUACGGAAACUUAACGACCAGCUACUAGCACAAGAGCCAUCUUUGAAAAAACGGAAAAUGAGCGAUCAGCUGGGAUUAAAUUACUCCCAGAGAUUGAAUGAGCUGCAAUUAAACAAUGUUAAGAUCUUACGGGAAUUACAGAACAGCCAAAACAACAACAAGAUCUUGCAAGAGAAAUUGCAAAAAUUAUCAGAUCUGAAGGAGAAGAGUAUUCGUAUCCUGCAGCUGCGAGACAACCCACUACUCAAGGAUCAGUUUGUCAAGCGGAAGCAAUUGCAACUCCUGAAGAAAGAAAACGAAGAUCUCUUGCGAGAACUAAGCAAUGAGGAAGGAAUACCGGUUGAGCGGAUACCUAGGUCCAUUUAUGAAUCGCUUUCGUUCGAGCUCAAGCAGAGGGAUGACGAUCUGCUGAGGGCCGGUAAAAAGUUCAAUCGGCUCAAGGAGAUGUUCAACAAGAAGUCAUUGGAAUUUAUAGACGUGGUCAAUUCACUUCUGGGAUUCAAGCUGGAGUUUCAACAAGAAGGAAAGGUCAAGAUUUUCUCCGCCUUCAAACCGGAACGGUACCUGACUGCCGAUCUCAAUCAAAAUACGUUAAAAUCUAACUUGACUGCCGACUUAGACGAUUGGGAUAGUCUGCUCCGAACCUGGGUCGACGAAAGAGGUCAGAUUCCUUGCUUCCUUGCAACUCUGACCCUGCGACUGUGGGAGAUGUCAAAUGAGAAUAAGACCGACAAGACCACUUGA
Torulaspora globosa is the source of this 2007-nucleotide messenger RNA. It is a transcript of the gene MAD1, whose product is annotated as coiled-coil domain-containing protein MAD1. Gene Ontology annotation, cellular component: nuclear envelope; mitotic spindle; kinetochore. Gene Ontology annotation, biological process: mitotic spindle assembly checkpoint signaling; attachment of mitotic spindle microtubules to kinetochore. The transcript has a single exon. The record is from RefSeq and is a predicted model, not a curated record. NCBI's taxonomy places the organism in Eukaryota, Fungi, Ascomycota, Saccharomycetes, Saccharomycetales, Saccharomycetaceae. The coding region runs from base 1 to 2007 and encodes 668 amino acids.